This is a messenger RNA of Prosopis cineraria, 4301 nucleotides long. RefSeq names its product phosphoglucan, water dikinase, chloroplastic. Gene Ontology annotation, molecular function: ATP binding; starch binding; kinase activity. The record is from RefSeq and is a predicted model, not a curated record. Bases 194 to 3772 code for a protein of 1192 amino acids. Gene Ontology annotation, biological process: phosphorylation. NCBI's taxonomy places the organism in Eukaryota, Viridiplantae, Streptophyta, Magnoliopsida, Fabales, Fabaceae. The transcript is spliced from 19 exons.
UUAAGAUCCCAUUAUAGCAAUUCUUUCAGCCGUUAAAUUCUGAUCCAAGUGUUUACAAGAUCAGCCUUCCUGCUUUCGCUCCUUAGCCGUCAUGAAAGCCCCCGCCUUCUGUUCUCCUUUCUCUUCACUCUUCAGUUUUAACUGUUACACACGCGCUCCGAGACUUAACCUUUGUUUCUCUCUUUGAACAAUAAUGGAUUCUCUCCGUGUCUUCCACAGCUCUUCUUCUCCCCAGAUCCACCUUUCCCGGAAGCCAUUCCGAUCCCUUCAUCAAUGUCAUAAAACUCCACUUGACAAUGCUUCCAUAUUCUUCAGGCACCCCAUUUCUGUUCACUUCUACGGCUCGAAGCCCCAUCAUAGCGCUAUUUCUGCUGUCUCCACCGAAGCAAGGUGCUCUAUGGACGAAGAAGCGAUAGAAAUGAAGAAUAAGAUGAAAACUUCAGGACAUGGGAAAGUGAAGCUGCAUAUUAGAUUGGAUCACCAAGUCCAAUUUGGCGAGCAUGUUGUGAUUCUAGGAUCAACGAAAGAUCUGGGCUCAUGGAAGAGAAGUGUUCCGAUGUCCUGGACGGAGAGUGGGUGGGUGGGUGACUUAGAGUUGCGAGAAGGUAAAAAUAUUGAGUUUAAAUUUGUGAUUGUGAGGAAGGACGGAAGUUUAGCAUGGGAAGAUGGAGAGAACAGGGUUUUGAAACUCCAGAAAGGAGGGAAAUUUAGUAUUGAUGCUAGAUGGAACUCGACAAAGGAGAAUCUAGAGCUGCUUCCUUUGGUUCAUGAUGAGGGUGGAGAAACCGAGAAGAAUUUGGCAGAUGAAAAGUCUGAAGUGAUUGAUUGUGCUUCUGUUUUGGAAGCAGAGCCAAGUCCUUUUGUAGGACAGUGGCAAGGUAAAGUUGCGUCUUUCAUGCAAUCCAGUGAGCAUCGCAACCAUGAAACAGAAAGAAAACGGGACUUUACGGGUCUUGAAGGCUCGGCUCUGAAGUUGGUGGAAGGUGAUCAGAAAUCAAGGAAUUGGUGGAGAAAGCUUGAUGUCGUACGUGAUAUCAUUGUUGAAAGUUUGCAAGGUGAAGAUCGAUUGGAGGCUCUUAUAUACUCUGCUAUCUACCUGAAGUGGAUAAACACAGGGCAAAUUGCUUGUUUUGAAGAUGGAGGCCACCACCGGCCAAAUAGACAUGCUGAGAUUUCAAGGCUCAUAUUUCGUGAAUUAGAGCGACAUUCUAGUAGGAAAGAUGCCUCACCACAGGAAAUUCUAGUCAUUCAGAAGAUUCAUCCAUGUUUGCCAUCUUUCAAAGCAGAAUUCACUGCUUCUGUUCCUUUGACUCGAAUUAGAGAUAUUGCUCAUCGAAAUGAUAUCCCUAAAGAUGUCAAGCUUCAAAUUAAGCAUACAAUACAAAACAAGCUUCACAGAAAUGCUGGCCCUGAAGAUUUGGUUGCUACUGAAGCAAUGCUGGCUAAAAUUACAAAGCACCCUGGAGAGUAUAGUGAAGCAUUUGUCGAACAGUUUAAGAUAUUUCAUCGUGAACUCAAAGAUUUCUUUAAUGCUGGCAGCCUUGCAGAACAGCUAGAAUCCAUCAGGGAUUCUUUGGGUGAAAGGGACAUUUUAGCUCUUAAUUCAUUCUUGGAGUGCAAAAAGAAUAUGGAUGCAGACUCAAAUGAUAUCAAGGGAGACCAAGGAAUUACUUUGCUGUUUAAAACCAUGGACUCUUUGAAUGCAUUAAGAGAAAUAAUUAUGAAGGGUCUUGAAAGUGGCCUUAGGAAUGAUGCUUCUGAUACUGCAAUAGCUAUGCGUCAAAAGUGGCGCCUCUGUGAGAUUGGGCUAGAGGACUACUUAUUUGUUCUUCUAAGCAGGUUUCUCAAUGUGCUUGAUGUUAUGGGAGGUGCUGGUUGGAUGGCAGCAAAUGUGGAAUCAAAGAAUGUAAAUGCUUGGAACGAUCCUCUUGGAGCCCUUAUUAUUGGAGUACACCAGCUGAAGUUAUCUAGUUGGAAACCUGAAGAAUGUGCUGCUAUUGAAAAUGAGCUCCUUGCUUGGAAGAAAAGAGGCCUUUCCGAAAUGGAAGGAAGUGAAGACGGGAAAACAAUUUGGGCAUUGAGACUGAAAGCUACUCUUGACAGAUCAAGGCGGCUCACUAAUGAAUAUACUGAAGAACUUCUGAAGAUAUUCCCUGAAAAAGUCCAGGUGCUAGGAAAAGCCCUAGGAAUCCCUGAAAACAGUGUAAGAACAUAUACUGAAGCUGAGAUUCGUGCUAGUGUGAUUUUUCAGGUUUCAAAAUUGUGUACACUUCUUCUAAAGGCUGUGAGAAGUACUCUUGGUUCUCAAGGUUGGGAUGUUCUUGUACCUGGAAAUACUUUGGGAAAAUUGAUUCAGGUCGAAAGAAUUGUCCCUGGCUCGUUACCACCCUCAACAGAAGGACCCGUUAUCCUUGUAGUUGACAAGGCUGAUGGAGAUGAGGAGGUAACCGCAGCAGGAAGGAAUAUAGUGGGAGUUAUACUUAAGCAAGAGCUACCUCAGUUGUCUCAUCUUGGUGUUAGGGCCCGGCAGGAAAAGGUUGUUUUUGUCACAUGCGAAGAUGAAGAAAACGUUGCUGACAUACAGAAACUUCUGGGCACAAGUGUGAGGUUGGAAGCAUCCACUGCAGGUGUUAAUCUGAAGUCGUCAUCAUCGGUUGAUACAGAUGGAAGUUCUUUUGCUAAAAUUGCUUCUGAUGAUGAAUUUCCCAGAACUGAAAUUCCUUCAUUGUCUGCUGGUAGAAUCUCCUAUGCUAAUCAGGGUGUUUCUGCUGGAAUUAUCCUGCUUCCAGAUGCAGAGACGCAGACUUCUGGUGCUAAGGCUGCAGCUUGUGGUCGUUUGUCUUCUUUGUCAAGAGUUUCAGAUAAAGUUUAUAGUGAUCAAGGAGUGCCGGCGUCUUUUCAAGUCCCUCGGGGGGCAGUUUUACCUUUUGGUUCCAUGGAAUUGGCACUGGAGCAGACCAAUUCCAUGGAAGCAUUCAGCUAUAUGGUGGAAAAGAUAGAGACAGCGAGAUUGGAUGGUGGUGAGCUUGAUACGUUAUGCCAUCAACUCCAGGAAUUGAUCUCUUCUCUGCAGCCUCCAAAAGAUAUUAUUGAAAGCAUCAGAAGGAUAUUUCCAGACAGUGCACGUUUAAUUGUUCGUUCUAGUGCCAAUGUUGAGGACUUGGCCGGCAUGUCAGCAGCUGGACUUUAUGAAUCAAUACCCAAUGUCAGCCCAUCCAUCCCAACAGUUUUUGGUGCUGCAGUUAGCCAGGUUUGGGCCUCAUUGUACACAAGAAGGGCUGUCUUAAGCCGUCGUGCUGCUGGCGUGCCUCAAAAAGAAGCUGCAAUGGCAGUUCUGGUCCAAGAAAUGCUUUCACCAGAUUUAUCUUUCGUGUUACAUACUUUCAGCACAACAAACCAGGAUCAUAACUAUGUAGAGGCAGAGAUUGCUUCUGGCCUUGGUGAAACUCUGGCUUCUGGGACCCGGGGAACCCCAUGGCGUAUCUCAUCUGGGAAAUUCAACGGGCUAGUGCAAACACUAGCAUUUGCAAACUUCAGCGAGGAAUUGCUUGUACGUGGCGCAGGACCUGCAGAUGGGGAGGUUAUCCGUUUGACAGUGGAUUAUAGCAAAAAACCGUUAACAGUUGACCCAGUUUUCCGCAGACAAAUGGGUCAACGUCUUUGUGCAGUGGGGUUUUUCCUCGAAAGGAAAUUCGGUUGCCCACAGGAUGUAGAAGGAUGUCUCGUUGGAAAAGACAUAUUUAUUGUCCAAACUCGGCCACAACCCCAUUAAAACAUCUCUCUCCAACUCUAUCUCUUGACUGGAAGCCUGAGUGUCAUAAUACAUGUAAACAUUCGCUGUUAGUUUGGAUAUUUGCAUCAGUUGAUUUAGGGUACAUGGACCAACUGCUCCACCCUUUGGUUCCAUCAAUUUGAAGAUCAGACAUACGAGGGAAGUGCACCCUUGUAUAGCAGUAUGUGAUGGAACAAAAUCACUCUGAAGGAAGUUGAAGAGUUUGUUGAACAAGCUGAUUAUCCACACAUGGUGAUAAGUUGUGUUGGAUUCUUCAGGUGAGAUCGAGCAUGGCGGGUCCAUUCUACUUGGGUGUAUAGUAAUAUUUGUCUAAUAAGGAUCAGAAAUAAUGGUGAGCUAUGAGAAAGGAGUCGGAAAUGCAACAAACGAAUCAGAAUUUCAUAGGGUUUAGGCGAGUGCAGAUACCUUAAUAGAGAUUGACUUCCUGAAUCUUAUUCUGUUCCAUGUAUUGCUUCCAACUCUUGGUUCAUGCGUUAUUCAAAUUUCCCUGAAAGUUUCCUGAUCUCAA